Messenger RNA from Guillardia theta CCMP2712, 1383 nucleotides. RefSeq lists its product as hypothetical. The annotation marks the transcript as partial. Gene Ontology annotation, biological process: long-chain fatty-acyl-CoA metabolic process. Gene Ontology annotation, cellular component: intracellular membrane-bounded organelle. The record is from RefSeq and is a predicted model, not a curated record. The transcript has 2 exons. Lineage: Eukaryota; Cryptophyceae; Pyrenomonadales; Geminigeraceae. Gene Ontology annotation, molecular function: alcohol-forming very long-chain fatty acyl-CoA reductase (NADP+) activity.
UUCAGGGGUCAGCAGAUCUUCAUCACAGGAACCACGGGAUUCGUAGGGAAAUGUGUCCUGGAGAAGGUGUUGAGGGAGCUGCAGGACGUGCAGACUGUGUACAUCCUGAUCAGAGCGAAGAAGGGGGCCUCUCCCCAGCAGAGGGCGCAGAGGGAGAUCGCUACGUCGCCGAUCUUCAACCUGCUGAGGAGCACGAUGGACGACUUCGACGCCUACUUCGAGAAGAAGGUGGUGGCCGUCGCGGGAGACAUCAACCAGGACUUCAUGGGCCUGUCGCAGGAGGACCUGGCCCGUGUCUCCUCCUCUGUUAACUUUCUGAUCCACUGUGCGGCCAACGUUGACUUCAACGAGAGGCUGGACGGGGCCAUCACGACCAACUGCCGGGGGCCGCUGAGGAUGAUGAGGCUGGCGGAGAGGUGCCCCAACCUCAAGGCCUAUGUACACGUCUCCACCGCCUACGUCAACUGUAACCGUCCGUCGGGCUCGCUCGUGGCGGAGGAGCUGCCCCUGUGCCAGUCCGAUGGCGAGCAGGUGAUGAAGGAGAUCGAGAAGCUGGCGGUACCCGAGCUGGAGGCGAGGACCAGGGCCCUGCUGCAGGCCGAGAAGUACCCGAACACUUACACGUUCACCAAGGCGAUGGGGGAGAAGCUGUUGCACAAGUACCACGGCAAUAUCCCCGUCGCUAUCGUCCGGCCCACCAUCAUCGGGGCAGCAUGGAGGGAGCCUGCGCCUGGCUGGGUCGACACCGUCUCGGCAGGAGGCGCUCUGUUCCUGAGCGGAGGCAUGGGCUUCAUGCCAGUGCAGUCGGGCGACCCGGAGCUUGUCGGGGACCAGAUUCCAGUAGACCUGGUGACCAACGCGAUCCUUGUAGCGGCAGCAGAAGCCUGCAGCAAGGGCCCGGGCUUCUUCCGCAUCUACCACAGCGGCAGCAGUACCAGGAACCCCGUCCGAUGGUCGCUCUGCGCGGAGGCAGUGGCUCGCUUCUGGAAGAAGCGCCCUUCAUCCAAGAGCCAGCUCAAGUGCCAGUACACCAUGGUGAAGAAUCCGCUGGUCUACCACUGGCGAUACCUCCGUCUCGUCUCCCUCCCCGCGCUCGCCCUGGGGGUCUACUCGAAGCUGUCGAGCAGCGAGCAGGUGAAGAAGAAGAGCGCUAUGUUCAACAAGGUGAUGAAGAGGAGUCGGACGCUAGCAGAGACUUUCCAUCACUUCGUCAACAACGAGUGGUUCUACGAGUCCAAGAACCUGCUCGCUGCCUCCGCCAGCAUGCCUGACCGAGACCGCUCCUCCUUCCCCGUCGACCCCGCGCCCAUCAACUGGCGGCAGUACCUGGACGACUUCAGCUGGGGACUUCAACGGUUCAUCCUCCGAGAUGACGUGGCGCCU